Molecule: messenger RNA, 414 nt
Organism: Linum tenue
Lineage: Eukaryota; Viridiplantae; Streptophyta; Magnoliopsida; Malpighiales; Linaceae
Source: the annotation of a GenBank genome assembly
AAGCUCAGAAACUGGGGUAAGCUUGUUGACGCUUCAUGUGUUCUUUGUGGAUCAGAAGUUGAAACCCGAGAUCAUCUCUUUUUUGCUUGUGAGUACUCUCGUAGGUUACUUGCAGAUCUCUUUGGCGUGUGGCCGGCGAUUUGUUAUGCUGCCAAUUGGCAGAAUUGUUUGGAUAUAGCUUGUAGCCUUGCUGAUCUUCCUGGAGCGGACGGCAAAGUGGGAAGUGCUCUUUGGUGCUUGGUAGUGGGGUAUGUAUGGAAGGAGCCGUGUCGGAGAGUCCAUGGCGAGGCCGGCCGUGAGGUGAGCACCUUGCUUACCUUGAUACAGCAGGAUUUGGAGUUCAGUCACUCAUCAACAGUAGCUCGACGUUCGGAUUUGCAACGGUCAAUAUUCCAACCACAGCAGCAGCAGCAG